Messenger RNA from Drosophila melanogaster (fruit fly), 492 nucleotides. RefSeq lists its product as uncharacterized. The transcript is spliced from 2 exons. Bases 23 to 403 code for a protein of 126 amino acids. NCBI's taxonomy places the organism in Eukaryota, Metazoa, Arthropoda, Insecta, Diptera, Drosophilidae. The record is from RefSeq and is marked reviewed.
ACAUUUGCGCAAAUUUCUAGCCAUGGGAGACGACAACCAGCGAUUCCAAUUCCAACUGCAGGCAGUGGCAACAGUUUUCUUGUUGGUUUCACAGCUUUGCUUUGCCCUGCCCUUUGCAUCUUCCACCGGAAACGAUAUAGAAAACGAUGGGAACAUUCAGAAUUCGGCCAGUGGACGACCUGUGGAUUAUCACACGGUGGUGGGCCACUUCAAGGACUUCUUCAUGUACCUGCCGGUGAUGAUGACCACGCUGAAGGAGACGAUGUCAGGAUUCCCCAAGUUCGCCGAGGGCAUGCGCAUCCUGACUUCUGGCAAAGGACGAGUGGACGGCGAGGAUUGCAAGUGCAGCCAAAAUGCAUUGGCCAGCGGCGAACUCUUGGACACCAAUUCUCGCUUCGGUUGACCCAGUCUAAUGUAUGUAAUUGCCCACGAUCGCAGAUACUUUACAUGAUGCGCACAUGACAAAUAAAGACAACAGAACUACAUGAGAAU